AUUUCUAAUAAACGCCACUACCCACGUGGUAAAAAAAAGUGCAAGACCAUACAUGCAUGAUAAACAUCAUCAACUAUCUGCAGAUCUACUGUGUUCUAUUGCCUGUGGACAAGUUGCAGCAUGUGUGACUGGGACGAGGAGGACUGUGUUGUGCCUGUCGUCCUGGACAAGGUGUAUCAACUACCACAUCAACGAGACGACAGCAAGUUUGGACAAGCUGCUAAACCACGAGGGAGAGGGAGGGCUCUGGCAAGUCAUCGCUUCCUUGAAGAAACCAACGAGAGCAGUACAGGGUUUGGAGGGAAGACAAGUGGUCGGGGAUUUGGUAAUCGUGAAUCCAAUGAGAGCAGUGCAGGGUUUGGAGGGAAGACAAGUGGUCGGGGAUUUGGUAAUCGUGAAUCCAAUGAGAGCAGUGCAGGGUUUGGAGGGAGGACUAGUGGUCGAGGAUUUGGUAGCCGUGAAUCCAAUGAGAGCAGUGCAGGGUUUGGAGGGAAGACUAGUGGUCGAGGAUUUGGGAAUCGUGAUUCCAGUGUCAGUAACGGCUCUGAAGAGACUGAUUGCCUCAAAAUGACAAUAUCUUCAUCAGAUGUUGGGAAGGUUAUAGGUAAAGGUGGGUCUCGUAUACGUGAGAUGGAGAGCACCAGUGGAGCACAAAUCAAGGUGAUCAAAGGCUCCGGACCAGAAACUGAAGUGGAGCUUAUUGGGGACAGCUCAGCACAGGAGAGCGCCAAGCGUCUAGUGGAAGAGGCCAUCUCUGGUGGAGGAGGGGGUGGGAGGUACGAUGAUGGAGGUGGGCGGAGCUUUGGCGGAGGAGGAGGGGGCAGAGGAGGUUUUGGAGGAGACAGGGGAAAAUCAUCAUUCUCUUUCGAAAAGAGCUCCUCGCGAGACAAGCCAGCUGCGUCCAUCGAUGGUGCACCUCGUCCCAAGAUAAACUGGGCCAAUCUAAACGCUAACAGAGCUACACUGGAGGCUGAGAAAUGGGCAGAUUGUCCGGACAUUAAAAAGGAGUUUUAUUUUGAGGACCCAGAAGUAGCUGGAAUGAGCGUCGAUCAAGUGGAAGAUUUCAGGGAAAGACACAAUGGAAUAUCGGUGACUGACCUCUCUGACAUUACCCGAUCAGUACCCAACCCCGUAGCAAUGUUCGAACAAGCAUUCAGUUGCUAUCCCGAUAUUUUGAGAGAAAUUGAAAAGGCAAAGUUUGUGACACCAUCACCCAUACAGAGUCAAGCCUGGCCUAUUCUGAUGCAAGGCUUCGAUAUGGUUGGAAUAGCACAAACUGGUACUGGCAAGACGUUAGCAUUCCUUCUCCCCGCCCUCAUACACAUCGACGGACAAGAAACUCCCAUGGCUGAGAGAGGUGGGCCAACUGUCCUAGUGCUGUCUCCUACGAGAGAACUGGCACUACAGAUUGAGAAAGAGGCCAAGAAAUACUCGUACAAAAAUAUCAAGUGUAUGUGUGUGUACGGAGGCGGUGACAGGAGAGAGCAGAUCCACAAAGUCAGUCAGGGAGUGGAGAUUGUCAUCGCUACACCUGGUAGGCUCAAUGAUCUGCUUAUGAACGAACUGCUGAGUGUGCGCAGUGUCACCUACCUGGUGCUGGACGAGGCUGACCGGAUGUUGGACAUGGGCUUUGAGCCACAGAUCAUGAAGAUACUGUUGGACAUUCGGCCCGACAGACAGACUGUCAUGACCAGUGCAACAUGGCCUCCUGGUGUGCGGAGACUGGCUGAGUCCUACCUCAAGAAGCCAUUCCAGGUUUACGUUGGGUCUCUAGACCUGAGGGCUUGCAAUCUGGUGGAACAAGCUAUUGAGUUUUUGGACGAUACUGAGAAAAAAGAUAGAACACUGCAGUUCAUCUCGGACAUGAAACCAGAGGAAAAAGUUCUAAUCUUUGCCAUGAGGAAAUCAACUGUUGACGACUUAUCCAGUGACUUUGCGCUCGCGGGGAUUGAGGCUCAAUGUAUCCAUGGUGACAGAGAACAAUACGAUAGAGAGCAAGCUUUGGAUGACUUCAAAACUGGGCGAGUGCAUAUUCUAAUAGCUACGGACGUGGCCUCCAGGGGACUGGACAUUGUGGACAUCACGCAUGUAGUGAACUUUGACUUCCCCCGUCAUAUUGAGGACUAUGUCCACCGGAUUGGUCGCACUGGGAGGGCGGGGCGUACGGGCAAGUCUCUCUCGUUUAUCACUCGGGAUAACUGGCAAUGGGCUCGAGAGUUGACUGGGAUAUUGUCAGACGCUGGACAGUUGGCCUUUCCUCAGAGGUGGCCGUUGAGAGGGUCCACUGUGUACAUGCACUUCAUCCCCCCCACCUUUAUGCAGGAGGUCCCUGAUGAGCUCGUCUCAAUGGCAGAACGGUACGAGUCUUGGAAGAAGAAGAGGGAACUAGAGAGGGACAAUGUCCCUGGGGGCGGAGGGGGCAGAGGAGGCGGAAGGUCAAGAGGCGGGGGCGGGGGAAGAUCUGGCCGAGGAUGGAACUGAACAAUAAUUAUCUCUUAAUAAGAACAAUUCAUUUAUUCAAUUCUUGCACAAUAUUUUAAUCAUUAAUUUGUGUAUCUAUUCGAAAUGCAACCCAUAAUAAUAAUAAUCACAAGCUCUUGUUAUUAUGUAA
Molecule: messenger RNA, 2611 nt
Organism: Halichondria panicea
Lineage: Eukaryota; Metazoa; Porifera; Demospongiae; Suberitida; Halichondriidae
Product: probable ATP-dependent RNA helicase DDX43
Exons: 29
Coding region: 121-2481 (786 amino acids)
Molecular function (GO): RNA binding; ATP binding; RNA helicase activity
Source: RefSeq, a predicted model, not a curated record